This is a messenger RNA of Hylaeus volcanicus, 528 nucleotides long. RefSeq lists its product as uncharacterized. The coding region runs from base 31 to 495 and encodes 154 amino acids. The record is from RefSeq and is a predicted model, not a curated record. NCBI's taxonomy places the organism in Eukaryota, Metazoa, Arthropoda, Insecta, Hymenoptera, Colletidae. The transcript is spliced from 3 exons.
UAGGAUCUUUCUUGCCGCGAGUGACUGUAAAUGGCGGACGAUACGCAGGAUAAGACGGAAGGUAGACAAAUCGAGAAGGGAUCCACGAAACGCGGGGACCACUCGAAGAAUCCUGUGAUUUCUGACAGAAUUUGCAAAGAAGUCAUCCUACGAGACAAGAAAUUUCGACGCGAUUGGCCCAGAAAGUAUGGACACCUGACCAAUGAAUUUUUCAAACGGGUGCUAGCCGAGGAAUGCAGAAAGAAGGGACUUCCGGCGGACAGCUUCGAACGUAAGCCGCCGGAAGAUGCGAUUAAGCGUUCACCGAUUCCUCUGAAACCGUCACCGUCCAUUCCCAGAACGACAUCCGGGAUGGUGGGCUUUCGAUCAUCUCAUCCGGAAUACAAUCUUGAGUUUACGGGCCGUUGGUACAUAUCACCGAAAUGGACGAUCGAACCACCCAUAGAACCCGGUGAAUUUCGCGUCACGCAGCAAAGGUUCAUCUUUCUAGGUUGAACAAGAUUUAUGGGACUAGUACAAAGUAAUGUA